UUGUCUCUUGAUGCACUGAGUCCAGCCCCAGUCUUUCUGAAGUCUCUCUAAAUCCUUGAAUGGAUGUGUUGUUUUGCAUCUUUGUGUUCAAAGUGUGACGUCUGUCGAAUGAUCACACCGAACUGAAGAGAUUUAUGUGUGCAGGUAAAAGCCCAGUACAGCGUUUUGAUGGACACCGUCAAGCAGACGUCCUUCCAGAACCUUCAGGAGGAGCUGGACAGUCACAUGGAAACCCUGAGUGGGCAAGUCAGACCCCAUCGAACACAACAAGCUAUGUCAUUGCAUAAAAUGGACAUGGAGGCCAGUGUGAUGGAGGUGAGACAACCCCAGCUGGCCUGUGGGAGCUGCGGUCCGGAGGAGUACUGCAGCUACAGCAGCAGACAUCCUGGCUGUGAAAAGUGCACGGUUUGCCCUCCUGGCUUCUUCCUGGUUGCCCAGUGUUCUGUCCAUGCUGACAGGAUCUGCCAGGACCGAGAUGAAUGUCUUGAAAUAUCAGACUUGUGCAGAGAUAAACAGAAGUGCAUUAACACUCCAGGCGGAUUCAAGUGUCAGGGCAUGACGGUACGUGACGCCAACUCUGGAAUGUGUGGCCAUGGCUACUUCUACAACUCUGAGAUGGAUGAAUGUCAGGCCUGCAGCGAGUGCGAUGGGGAACCGGUUGUUUCCCCUUGCACCUUAGUCACAGACGCUGUCUGCUCCGGCUCCGUUAACGAUGUUCCCGCUUUGUCGCUCUCCUGGUCUGGAGACAUAAGUCUGAAGGGUCCAAAAGGCCAGAUCCUGGGUCAGGCCUUCCCCAGCGCGCAGCUUCACAUACAGGGAAGAGACGACAUGGGUCUGGUUUCAGCUGAGGAUGGGCAGCUGAUCCUAAAGCAGCACGGUUUGGUCUGGCUCGACGGAGUUCUGUCGCUUGGUCACGGCUGCCGUAGCUUCAUCCAGGUCUGCCUACGUGUAAACCACACAGACGGGUCCGACGGCCGUGACCUGAGCGGCAUACGGGUGGAGCACCAGGAACGAAGGUCUCUUCGAGGCGUCAGCAUCAGUGGGGUCACGGAAGUCGCCCCGGGUCACCUUAUGUCCCUGUUUCUUCGGAGCGCCAGCCAUCACUGCAACCAAAGCAGCGAAGGUCUGCAGCUUUACGACACCUCUGCAGCCAUGCUCUCCCUCCUCUGGCUCUCUCACGACACCGGGGCUGUUGCCAUGACAGCACAGGCCGUGGUUUCUGCACAUUACCACACAAAUUACCACCCGGCCUUCCGCAUCUCCUCCACCUCUGACCCCUACGUAGUGGGGCUGAGUCACGACAGUCGAGGGAUCCGUUUCGCAGAGAACGGAUCUGUGCGUUUUGUGUUCCAGCAAGCAUUGUACUCUAUGGGCCAAGCUUGUGUGAGUGACGGCUUUCAGCUCGUGGCAUAUCUCAACAAAAAUGGAACCUCCACUGAGAUGUUUCGGGUCUUCAAACCAGGGGUUCACUACCGAGACACAUCUAUAUCUCUGUCAGGAGCCGCCACAGUCAGUCCCGGGGAUGCCAUUGGCUUUGAGAUCCUCUCUCCAGCUCAGUGCAAUGUACGAUUCUUUGGCGAUGAGUCCGGCAUCAGUCUUCUCAGUCUAUUUUGGGUCCCUGCUGCCAUCUCAUCCUCUAUGACUGCUUCUGUGGCCAACACUGGCCUUCCAUCUGGAGCAGUACGGAACAAGCCUCUGUUCUUCCACCAGACCAGCCCCCAGGUGCCGCAAAUGGGGCUGUUGGGGAAAGGAUCUCCGAAUCAGAAAAAGGACUUUGUCUUCAGGGAGAGUGGCACAGUCAGUGUGGCGUUGGACCUCAAACUCAUUCCCUCCUGCAACUUGGUCAAGGUGACUCUGCUGAGGCAGAGUGACUCGGAAGGGGGCCGUGAAGCAGAGGGUCUGCGGCCUGUACCCAUAGCCCAGCAGGUGGCGGGUCAGAUGGGUGAGGGGUGCCAGUGGGCCAGCUUGAGUCUACGAGCAUCCUUUCAGGUUUAUAAUGGCACCGCUGUCUUCUUCAUCCUAGACUGUGUACGUGGACGAGUCAAUCAAAUCAGUCACCAGGCAGGAAGUGGGGUGUCAGCGGUUUGGGUGGCAGCAUGAUAACAAACAGCCAGAAAGGGCAAAACCUUCCCAUAUUGAUUCUUCCUAUUUGAGUUUAAUAAUAAGGCCGCAGACAUUCAUAAUGUUACUCAGACGUAUUGUCAUUUAAGGUAAUAAAUGCUAACCCGAAAGUUUCACUUAACAUUUGCAUCAAUACCUCUAAGUUAAAUGACAAAGUUGCUGCACCACAAAAACAGAAAAUAUUAUCAAGUAUUUUAUGUCUCUCAUCCAAAUAUAUUAGUAAAUUUUUAAUAAGACAUAACCAACUUACAAGUAACUUUUCAGCAAGAUCCAGGAACUUGUUUCAUGUCUGUCGUUUCUUAGUAUUGACUUUAAUAAAUACUGGCAGAUUACUUCGCAUAAGACAUUUUCCCCAUGUUAUAUGUGAGAUAAUCUACCUUUUCCAUAAUAUUAAAGAAUUAUUGACUCCUAUAGCUCCUAUAUCUGGCUGAAAAAUUACUUUUAAAUUAGUUUUUGUCUUAUUUCAAAUGUACUAAGAUAUUUGCACUAGAAACUAGACAAACGAAACGUGGCAAAAAUGUUUUGUUUUUGCAGUGUACUCAUUUGGCUCUUGAAAUAUUAGAUGUUUCAUUUGCCACUUUUCUGGUGUGAAGCCCCUCUUUUACUCUGGGAGGUUUUGUACUGGCAAUGCCUCAAUCCACAUCCAAUGGGGAUGUUUCAUUAUUUUCCUAUAUUGUAAUCAUAAUCUAGUACUCUAAGAACAAAAAAUUAUAUGACUCAAAUAAAUACAUCUGUUAGCAGGAGGUGAAUCUAGUGGAAUUGGCUUCAUUUUUAACUCCUAUCAUGGCUAUUUAUUGCAUAAAGCUUCCAGCCAUCCAUUCAUCAAUUAGCUAUUACCAAGCAGAACCUGGAGCGAAUCUAAGGAUCCAAAGGGAGAACAGGUAAGCUUCAUAGAAAGAGACUCCAAGCUAGAAUUCAAACCCAGGAUGUCGCUAUCGAUCACAAGCA
Molecule: messenger RNA, 3069 nt
Organism: Xiphophorus couchianus (Monterrey platyfish)
Lineage: Eukaryota; Metazoa; Chordata; Actinopteri; Cyprinodontiformes; Poeciliidae
Exons: 4
Coding region: 169-2100 (643 amino acids)
Molecular function (GO): calcium ion binding; heparin binding; protein binding
Source: RefSeq, a predicted model, not a curated record